AUGGCUUGGGGGAAGAAGCUGUUGCACAGUCUGGCCGUGAGCCCCGAAUACUUUGUUCUUGCGAUCCGAAAUGGUGCAAUUUCCGAACCAGGCAGUGAUGCAGCUGCUCAGGAUGUUUUCGGUAGUCCCUCUGUAGAAUGUGGUGAGGAUGGGGGGUGGGAGAUGGGCCUUUCUCAACCUUCACAGAAAGUAGAGACGCUGCUGGGCUUUCUUGGCUACGGAGUUGGUGUUGAGGGACCAGGCCAGCAUUGCACCUGUGUCCCAGCACCAAGUAACGGCAGUGACCUGUCAGCACUACUGAACCAUUCUGUCUUGUCUGUCUCUGCCCAGACCGGAACCUUCCGAAUGGUGUCAGAGGAGGAGCAGGCCCUCAGAUCCAAGCUGGAGAGGCUCACGGUGAAGGACCACGGACCCGUGUUUGGGCCCUGUGCCAAGUUGCCUGAGCACACAGUGCAGAAGGCAAAGGACGAGCUCAAUGAGACAGAGGAGAAGCGAGUGUCUGGUGUGAAGGAGCUGCGCGCCAUCAUUAAGGAGAAGGCUGGCGAGGACGAAGUGACUAAGGGUGUCCUGGAUCGCUUCGGGGACAAGCCUGAUUCACUGCUGCUUAGGUUCGUCCGUGCACGGAAAUACGACAUCCGCCGUGCCUAUGACCUCAUGAAGGGCUACGUGCGCUUCCGGCAGCAGUACCCUGAGCUCUUUGAGAACCUAACCCCAGAGGCUGUGCGUAGCACAAUUGAGGCUGGAUACCCCGGUGUCCUGCACACAAGGGACAAGUAUGGUCGUGUGGUCCUGCUCUUCAACAUCGAGAACUGGGACUAUGAGGAAAUCACAUUUGAUGAGAUUCUGCGUGCCUACUGUGUCAUCCUGGAAAAGCUCCUGGAAAAUGAGGAGACGCAGAUCAACGGCUUCUGCCUUGUCGAAAACUUCAAGGGUUUCACCAUGCAGCAGGCUUCCGGUAUCAAGACCACCGACCUCAAAAAGAUGGUGGACAUGUUGCAGGACUCAUUCCCUGCUCGCUUCAAGUCUGUGCACUUCAUCCAUCAGCCUUGGUAUUUCACCACAACGUAUAACGGUGCCAAACCACUCAUGAAAAGCAAGCUGCUGGACAGGAUCCACAUUCAUGGUGAUGAGCUGGAAAACUAUUUCAAGGAGCUCGAUGCUGACAUCUUGCCUUUGGAGUUUGAUGGAAAGGCACUCAGCUACGAUGGCAAAGCCACAGCAACAUUGCUUUUUGGGUCUGAAGACACCGCACUCUAG
This is a messenger RNA of Scleropages formosus (Asian bonytongue), 1257 nucleotides long. RefSeq names its product retinaldehyde-binding protein 1-like. Gene Ontology annotation, molecular function: phosphatidylinositol bisphosphate binding. The coding region runs from base 1 to 1257 and encodes 418 amino acids. The transcript is spliced from 9 exons. Lineage: Eukaryota; Metazoa; Chordata; Actinopteri; Osteoglossiformes; Osteoglossidae. The record is from RefSeq and is a predicted model, not a curated record. Gene Ontology annotation, cellular component: membrane.